This is a messenger RNA of Scophthalmus maximus (turbot), 2371 nucleotides long. RefSeq names its product RAB25, member RAS oncogene family b (gene rab25b). Gene Ontology annotation, molecular function: GTPase activity; GTP binding. Lineage: Eukaryota; Metazoa; Chordata; Actinopteri; Pleuronectiformes; Scophthalmidae. The transcript has 5 exons. The record is from RefSeq and is a predicted model, not a curated record. Bases 141 to 731 code for a protein of 196 amino acids. Gene Ontology annotation, cellular component: recycling endosome. Gene Ontology annotation, biological process: exocytosis.
UCCUGCAUCGCCAUAGAAACCAGGCUUAUUGUUUGCACAGGAAGUUACUCAGUUGUAGAAGUGGAGGAGAACAGACAUUCUUACCCGACACACAAGGCGAUAUAGUGAUGUGGCUUCGGCGCGAUCUGUUAAACAUAUAAAUGGUUCUGAUAGGUGAAUCUGGUGUGGGAAAGAGCAACCUGCUGUCGCGAUUCACCAAGAACGACUUCAACCACGACACCCGCACCACCAUCGGGGUGGAGUUCAGUACGCGAACGGUGCAGCUCGGCAGCUUCACCAUCAAGGCCCAGAUCUGGGACACGGCGGGACUGGAGCGAUACCGGGCAAUCACUUCUGCGUAUUACAGAGGUGCUGUCGGAGCGCUGCUGGUCUAUGACAUCACCAAACACCUAACCUAUGACAGUGUGGAGCGCUGGCUGAAGGAGCUGUACGACCACGCCGACCCGCACAUUGUGGUCAUGCUGGUGGGCAACAAGACAGACCUGGAGUCCGACCGAUCUGUACCCAGCGAGGAGGCCAAGGACUUUGCAGAAAAGAAAGGUCUUUUGUAUCUGGAGACGUCAGCCUUGAACUCAACUAAUGUGGAAGCGGCGUUCAACAAUGUCCUGGCAGAGAUUCACAGGAAGGUGAGCAGUAAGGAAGUGGUCCGAGGCUCCAUCAGCGCCGUGUCCCUGAACAGCUCAAGAGCAGAAAACACGGAGGAGAGUAAACCCUGCUGCAGGAACAUCUGAUCACAGCCUCCAUCCUCCAUCAGUCCAGGGGCCCCUCAGGGUGGGCAACAGGUGGACUCCUCGUUCAACCAUCACCCUAUGCUUGAGCUUGUCAAGAGGCAGGCUACACGGCAACCGUGGGUACCGAUAUUAACGGUCCUGGCUUAAUGAUGUCUCUUUCAAAUGACUGAUUUACAAGUGUCACCCAUCUGCAUGAUGCACAAAAGAUGAUCGAUUAAAUGUGAACGAAUGUAGCUGAAAAACCAGCAUCAGUCUUUUAGGUCCCUGCUUACCGCUGAACAUAGGUCAUGGGUUAAAAACUUAACUUUGUUACCUGUAUAAUAGUAUAUUUAUAAACCAUGCUAAAAAAAUUGAAAAAUCAUGGCACAUUUAAUGCUUUAAAAGUAAAAGACACAAGACUUGUUCUAUGUUUUCUUCAAAUCAAGAGUCUGGUUGAAUGUUUUAUGUACGGUCUUGCUGUCGCCGCAGCGCUUGAUGAUGAGAGACAUAAAUGAUUUGCGGAGACGGUUAUCCAGAUGUGUGUUACAUGUGUUUUUGUGUAGAAGAAUUUUCGUGUGAUCAGAAAUACCAGAUGAGUAAGGUUUACCACCUCAGCAGUUACUCACUUUAAAUGAAAAGCGCCACAUUCUCCAAAACUGGAAAAAAAAAAAAAUUUCCUUGUGGUAAGCUCAGCAUCUCUGGAAAAUCUCAAAGGUUGUUUUUUUUUAGCUGUUUCUGAUCCCUGAAACCGUUCCACUCUGAAGGCUGCGCUGCCUCGAGGGUCGUAACCUUACAGGAACUUCCUAAUGAGGUCUGAAACACCUGGAGACCUCAACAUUAGAAUAUAUAUGAGGAUGCGAAGAUGUAGAAAAAGUUUUGGGGGGAGAAAAAAUUAUUCUGAGUUGCACGACAUCCAUGUCGGCCUUUAAUCAAACAUGGAUAUCAGCCGGUCUGUUUUGUCCUCGUCUGAUAUAAGGAAAAGUUCCUGUAUAUAAAAUCAUUGAAAAACAAUACAAAAGGAGUGUAUACCACCAGUAGGCGGCAGGGAGGCUCUGGGCUCUUUUUUUUGCAGUGUCGUAAAUUCACUAAAAUUAUAUUUUAUUGACACGUUGAAUCGUUAAAUAGCUUUUUUCAUGGGUUUUCCCACUCUCUGGGGUUUUAUGGUGGAAAACACUGAUUAUACUGCUCGACAUCAUGUAUAUUGUCAUACUGUUUAAACCAUGUUUUGUGCUUUCUUUUGUUCUAUUUUAAUGCAUAUAAUGGUUUAUCUAGAUAACAAAUAUGGCUUUGUACAUAUCUUAUGCAUGUAUAAUCCCACAUUUCAAGAACUAUAUCUAACAGUAGCAUCGUAUAUAUUUUCUUGUCAAUGUUACAGGCCAAAAUGUUUGAGUCUAAAUAGAAUAGUAUAUGGUACAGUAUAAAGUGAACUUCACCGUGUGCUUGAUUUUAGCAUUGAUUUUAAAGUUACAUUUCUGCUGUUUGGAGUUGGGAAGGACUGACAGUUUAUACGUUUUUUAAAUUGCUUUUAAACUGUUUGGAUCCAAAACACCAGCAGAGUCAGAAAUGAUAAAACCGACACAGUCGUCAUAAUCCUGAAUCCUGUUUUCUCUGUAUCCUUGCUGUAAAUUCUUUUAAUCUCAAUAAAGAUUUAUGCAAACACA